Molecule: messenger RNA, 387 nt
Organism: Saitoella complicata NRRL Y-17804
Lineage: Eukaryota; Fungi; Ascomycota; Saitoellomycetes; Saitoellales; Saitoellaceae
Exons: 2
Coding region: 1-387 (128 amino acids)
Source: RefSeq, a predicted model, not a curated record
AUGCCAGACUCUGAUGCUCGAGCUCCUCUACCGACUCGUUUGAUCUUGUUAUCUGAUCUGGAUGUGAUCCCAGCGGAGGAGUUACCUGUCAAGGUGCGGGUAUUGGGUUGUAUCGCCGAGCUUCCAUCACAUUCCUACCCGUAUGCGAUCCUCUCCUACAAGUCCUUCGGACUAUCUGUGGAUAAUUCCCUCUUAAACACUGCAUACCGCGUCGGUGAAUGGGUUUCUGUCAUUGGUUACCUCGAGACGGAAGAUUCGGCAUUCGCGCCAAAUGGGAUAGUCUUACGAGCUUUGACUAUGUUUCUUGCGCAACAUGCAUUGAGUGGUCCGUUGGAUUUGGGUGCUUAUGAGGAUAUGGUACGUGCGCGGCAGCAAGCUGGGUUCUGA